Conger conger (European conger) is the source of this 2312-nucleotide messenger RNA. RefSeq names its product SH2B adapter protein 3-like. Gene Ontology annotation, biological process: intracellular signal transduction. Lineage: Eukaryota; Metazoa; Chordata; Actinopteri; Anguilliformes; Congridae. The record is from RefSeq and is a predicted model, not a curated record. The transcript has 7 exons. Gene Ontology annotation, molecular function: transmembrane receptor protein tyrosine kinase adaptor activity. Gene Ontology annotation, cellular component: plasma membrane. Bases 1 to 2118 code for a protein of 705 amino acids.
AUGAACGGCGCGGCGCGGGCGCGGCCCCGGAGCUGGGGGGAGUUCUGCGAGCUCCACGCCCUGGCGACGGCCCGCGACCUGGCCGCGCGGUACCGCGACUUCGCCCGCGCGCGCGGGCGGCACGACGUGGUGCCGGCCGACCGCUUCUCCCAGCACUUCAGCGGCCUCUUCCAGCAGCACUUCUGCAGCGAGGUGGCCCGGGAAGACCCGCCCCUAACGCCGCCCCCGUCCCCGCCCGGCCCCCUGGCCCUGCCUCAGGCCCCGUACCCACCCCCACCCGGCCCCCUGGCCCUGCCUCAGGCCCCGUACCCACCCCCACCCGGCCCCCUGGCCCUGCCUCAGGCCCCGUACCCACCCCCACCCGGCCCCCUGGCCCUGCCUCAGGCCCCGUACCCACCCCCACCCGGCCCCCUGGCCCUGCCUCAGGCCCCGUACCCACCCCCACCCGGCCCCCUGGCCCUGCCUCAGGCCCCGGCUCAGCCCCCACCCCCUCCUCUGGCCCCGCCCCCUCCCUCGCCGACCUCCUGGCGGAUCCUGUCCCUCCCCGGGGUGCAGGGAUGCCGGUACCCGGAGAAGCUGGGCCCGCAGGCGCUCCUGGCGCUUCUGGCUUCGAAGGUGGAGCCCCUGGCCCCCGCGGUGCCGCUGGGCCGGCGGCUGCCCCUGGAGCGCCCGCCCGCCGACCCCGUCCGCCAUUUCGGGCCGCUGCUCGGCGGUCACGGCCGGCAGGGCGCCGCGUGCGAACGGACAGGAGGAGGAGGAGGAGUUUGGGCCUCUGACGGCUGGUACCCCACCGCCCCCCUGGCCCCGGCCCCGUCCCGGCCCCUCCUCUCCGUGGCCCAGAUCCGCCGGGGCACGCGGGGGCUUCUGAAGAAGUGCCUAAGGGGGUCCGUGGGGCACGCCGGACACACCGCCGCCAAAGGGAGCCAGACCGGCCCCGCGGCGGGCCGCUGGCUGGACCGGCUGUCCUGCAGGUUUCGGCUGCAGAGGGCCCCGCUCGGGGCCGAGGGGCCCAGCAGCUGCAGGGAGGGCCUCCUGCGGUACCUGGUGGUACCCGAUGGCGGGACGGACGGUCGCGCGGACUGGCAGCGCUGCCGCCUGCUGCUGUGGAGGGACCCCAAGGGCAUUCUGGGACAGGGCUACCAGCUGCAGGUCUAUGACCCGCCCAAGGGCUUCAGUCCCAAGCUGACGGCCAGGUGCUCGGACAUCGCCGAGGUGCGUCGCUGCAGCCGUCUGGAGAUGCCCGACAACGUCAACACGUUCGUUUUAAAGGUUAAUCAGUACUCCGGCAGUUUUAUAUUUGAAACUGAUAAUGAUCAGCAAGUCAGCUCCUGGACAGCAGAGAUCAACAAAUGCAUCAACACUGGGCUGGACGGCUCGGACAUGGAGCACAUUCCCUCCCUGCCAGACGAUGCGCUUGCCCUCGCCAGCAGAGGCCGCUCUGAGUCUCUACGUCCAGGGACACCGCGUCUCCCCGUGUCAGGGCAGACCCUUCGGCAGCCAGACGGCCUCCUGACCCCCUACCCAUGGUUCCACGGGGCGAUUUCGCGGGUGACAGCGGCCCAGCUGGUGCAGGCGUCGGGGGGUGAGGGCCACGGCGCGUUCCUGGUGCGGCAGAGCGAGACGCGGCGUGGGGACUACGUGCUCACCUUCAACUUCCUGGGCCAGGCUAAGCACCUGCGGCUUAGUCUGACGGAGUGGGGCCAGUGCCGGGUGCAGCACCUGAACUUCUCCUCGGUGUUGGAUAUGCUCAGCCACUACCGCGUGCACCCCAUCCCCCUGGAGUGUGCCUCCAGCCAAAACAUCACCCUCUCCAGCUACGUGGCGGCUAGCUCUAGGUCGGACAGCCCUGCGGUGCUGGUGCCGUUCUGCCUCCACCGCUGGAGUUCGGAGCCCAGCCUGGCCCGCAGCGACCCGCCCCCUACACUGGCCCCGCCCCCCGGCCCCGCCCCGGUCCCGGGGCGCCCGGGCGAGGCCCUGCACAGGAGCGCGUCCGUGGGCCGCCGACCCCUGCAGCUGCACCCUAACCUCCGGCCCCCCCCGCUGGACCCCACCUACGAGCUGGAGCCCCUGAGCAGGGCCCGCAAGCGUGCCGUGGACAACCAGUACAUGGCCAUGUGAGAGGGAGGGGCCGGGCCCGGAGGGAGGGCUCUCUGUAGAGCGGCAGGCAGGAUGGAGGGGUCUCUAUAGAGCAGCAGGAGCAGGAUGGAGGGGUCUCUAUAGAGCAGCAGGAGCAGGAUGGAGGGGUCUGUGUAGCGCAGCAGGCAGGAUGGAGGGGUCUCUAUAGAGCGACAGGCAGGGUGGAGGGGUCUCUA